GUGCGCGCGCUCGGGGGGUGCGCGAGAGAGGAGUGCGCGGAGGUGGCGAUUUCGGCGCUCGGCGCGGCGCGCGCGGCGGCGCGAGAUCGAGCCGACGCCGUCGUCGUGGUGCGCGAAAUAAUCGCGCCGAGCUUGACGCAUCGUUCGAGUAAAGUGCGUCAACACGCGCUGUGCGCGCUGCGGGAGACGAUGUCGGCGAGCGGGUACGACGACGUCGCUUUUCAUCUCACGGGUGGCGGAUAUCGAGGCGACGACGACAGUCGUCGCGUGAACUAUUUUGGCGCGCUCGCGUGCGAUCGAUCGCCACUCGUGCGCAUGGAAUUCAUUCGAUUAUGUGGAACGAUUGUUAAUGUCCGUCGCGAUGAUCAAAUGCCGCGAGUGCUUCCUUACAUACUCGGUGCGUUGAAGGAUGACAUCGACGACGUGCGCGCCGUGGGCGAAGAAGUCGCGCAUUCCUCGGCGGAGGAUUUUGAAGAUUUGGUGUGUCGACACCUCGGCGACGUGCUCGUUCCAGCGCUCAAUGAGCUCAGCGCGCACGCCAGCGUCGGUUGGCGCGAAGAUGUCGUGCGGCGAGUGUUGGAUUUGUUGGAGGCUGCGCUGCGCGUCGCCGGAGAGCGAGCGACACAGUUUGUCCCAAACGUGCGCGAAGGUUUACAAGAGGUGCUCGCGGUGGAAACUUUCGAUGAAAAUACGAAGCGACGAGCGAUCGAAGUGGAAAAGUGCAUGAUUAGCGCGCACGUACAACAGUUUUAUUGA
Messenger RNA from Ostreococcus lucimarinus CCE9901, 756 nucleotides. RefSeq lists its product with no specific name. The transcript has a single exon. NCBI's taxonomy places the organism in Eukaryota, Viridiplantae, Chlorophyta, Mamiellophyceae, Mamiellales, Bathycoccaceae. The record is from RefSeq and is a predicted model, not a curated record. The annotation marks the transcript as partial.